CAACGUCCUUGUUUGUAAAAAGGUUUAUACAAUUUGCUUUGCAGUUGUAUAAACUUUUUAUUAGUUUGCAGUGGCAUUUAUGGAAAAAUCAGCAUGUUUGAGAGACUGCAUCCUGCAUUUAUUUGGCAUUUUUGCAUAAAGGACAAUGGAUCAAAUUAAUUUUAUUUCAGAUUGCUUGUUGAAACCUGAUGCAUCUGGCCUAAGCUAUCACUGGAGGGAAGGAAUUAUUAUUUUUUGGGUUGUCCGUCUGUCCCAUUCUUGUGAAUGUGAUAUCUCAGGAACGCCUGGAAAGAAUUUCGUUACUCCUGGCAGAAACGUCCACUUGGACUCAAGGAUGAACUGAUUAGAAUUUGGUAGUCAAAGCUCAAAGUCACUGUGACAUCAUAGUGUUUUCAGUUCACUGUUCAAAACCAUUAGCCUGGAACAAGAGCACAGAUUGUAACCAUUGUUGACAUUAGUCUUGGGAGCCCAUCUUGAAACUGUGCUGGUUGUAUGGAUCUUCUAUUGUGCUGCAUUGAAGAUGUGUGUGAAGCAUGAGCAUUUUAGAAUUUGUGACUUGUUUGCAUUAACAUCCAUUUGAAGCAUUUUAGUCCACCCUAAGCUCAUUAGUUUUAACAAAAUUGAACUUCAGGUGGUUGUUAUCACACCAUGUGAUAAAGCCUUCUGUCAGUCCUCUGUAAAAUGAUCUCUAGGUAAAGGCAGCAUGUUUCUCACUGGAAAUGAUUCACUCGGCUCAUAUACAUCUAUACAGAGACUUCCAUUUUCCCAAAAAUUUGCUGAAUACCAUUUAUUAAAUUCCGUCAGAGUCUUCACUACAUAUAUGAGUCUGGACAGACAUCGAUGUUAACUGCAACUUGACUGGUUGACAGAGGCAUCCAACCUACAAGAUGGUUAUUCUAGUUACUUAUGCACUGCCACACACACACACAAAUAUGCUGCCUUUCUAGUUUGUUUUUAUGCCCCACCCAUCUUUAUGUCAAUGUUGAGAUAGUAGGCAAAACUGUUAUUUGCAAUUUAGAACAAACAUUCUAAGAAACCAGUAUCAUAACUUAAGCAAAGGCAAUGCAUGACCCAAAAAUGCUAACUCACACAAGGCCCACCACCAAAUGAUGGGGGAUUAAACUGAGAAUUUACACAACUUCAUGACUGUAUCAUUGUAGCAGUUGAGUAAUCGUUGAACUUGCAUGUGUGUAGAGGUUGGGUGGGUGUCAAGUAAAUCCUGAGGUCAUACUUGCCAUGUAUUUGCUCGUUGUGUCGUUACUGUGUGUGUUGGAAGAGGGCAGGGCUCAAGGCAGGGCGUUGUAUCUUUACCAGUAGCCCCAGUUACUUGGAACAAAAGCACUGUUGUUGAAAGGUCAUGUGACUCUGUGUGUUCCACCCUUGUCAUGUGAUCCGAGCUUAGGGCAGGGUCUGAGAAGUGCUGAGUUGCUGUGAGAGGUUUCUUCCACCCAGGGAACAGGCAGGCAGCGAGCAUGCAGGCAGAAAACGGAGAUGGACGACCCGACGGAUGGAUGGGUGGAUGUCGGACUGAGAAGACGUGUGGGAGAGAGUCAGGCAAAGAGGGAGAGAGAUGCAGAAAACAUCCUGUUGCUUUCUCUCACCAUGGCAAAACAGCAACAGCCUCGUUCUUUCAUUCUCCUCCUCGUCUCUUUGUGGAUUUUUAGGCAGCAGCCAAGUAAAAAUGCAAGCCUUCACAUUGAGUCACAUCAGUUUUUCUGUGGCAAGGGCCCUCUGUUUACCACACUGGCGGAGGCUGCCAGGCGGAGGUGCUGUGAUUGCUGAUCCCAAAGGAGCAUGAGUCAUGACCUCAGUGGUGCUGGUCGACGCUGGUGGGACGGUGGUGGAGUAUGUCACAGCUGAGGAGGACCCCCAGCAGGAAGGAGAGUGUGAGGAGGACCUGGAGCUUGAAGGAGAGGUUGAAGGCGAGUGUGAUGCUGAGGAGGCCUAUGAAGAAGUACAGGACAGACAGGAGACCGACAACUACCCAGCUGUUAUAGUGGAGGAAGUACCCGGUGCCAGCCUGACUGAGGAGCAGGGUUACUCGGCCCAGGUGUUGGUGUAUGAGGAUGAGGCCUACCUGAUGCAGGAAGUGGGAGAUGAGCAGGAGGUGGAGACAGAAGGGGAAGCAGUGGAGGCCUCUGUCCAUGGCACCAAUAUCCACUGCUCUGACAAGACCUUUGAGGCAGCAGAGGCUCUGCUGCGCAUGGAUUCACCUUCCAGCCUCAGAGAAGACCGUAGCCCAGAAGCUUUUGUCCCACCUUGCACAGCUACCCCAGACUUCCUUCAUGCUGCCAUGCGUCCUGACAUGAUUGCAGACACAGAGGUGGAGAUAUCGACUGAGGAAUGCUGUGAGGAAGAAGAUGAGGAGAUGGUCACUCUGCUUGAAGAGCCAGAACCAGAGGCCGGUCACGAGCCUGUCAGGAAGAGGAGAGCUGGACGGAAGCCAAAGACUCCUCAGUCUAUUUCCAAUGGCUCACCGGACCUCGGCAUCAAGAAGAAACCAAGAGAAGGGAAAGCAGGGAGCACCACCUACCUAUGGGAGUUUCUUUUAGACCUCCUCCAGGACAAGAACACCUGUCCCAGGUACAUCAAGUGGACCCAGAGGGAGAAGGGCAUCUUCAAGCUGGUUGACUCAAAGGCUGUGUCCAAGCUGUGGGGCAAACACAAGAACAAGCCAGACAUGAACUAUGAGACCAUGGGGCGGGCACUCAGAUACUACUACCAGCGUGGCAUCCUUGCCAAGGUAGAGGGCCAGCGGCUGGUUUACCAGUUCAAAGAGAUGCCCAAAAACAUAGUGAUCAUUGAUGACGACAAGGCAGACCUGCCUACCACUGAGGAUCUGAUCUCAGAGACCGCCGCAUCCUAUGAGCGUGUGCUGCCCUCGCCAGACAUGCUGCUGCAGACAGCCGAGCUGCCGUCUUCCAAGAAGCCCAACAUCCUGCGUGGCGGGAACAGGGCCAACGUGGUCCACGCUCCUGUCGCCAUGGGCAGCAAGACCGUGACAGGAAGUUGUGCAGCUGUGGCGGCAGGAGUACCAAGGAUAGUGUCUGUUUCAGCAGCACCUGAUGGCAGUCAGAACCAGCAGUCUCAUGCGGCUGUCAUUUCGAACACCAGUGGACCGAGGACGGUGCGUGUGGCUAUGCAGGUGCCCGUCGUCAUGACUACAUCGCUGGGUCAGAAGAUCUCCACUGUUGCCGUGCAGCAGCCUACGGGAACGGCGGGGGCAGCCGGCCACACCACCCUCCUCACCAACACUUCAGCCAUCAGUGCUGCUGCUGGUAACAGCAACACACAACAGAAGGUUGUGAUCCAGACUAUCCCCACCAUGGUCCCAGCUACAGCAGAGAACGGAGACAAGAUCACUGUCCAGCUGGCCAAGAUCAUCACAAUCCCAGCUCACCAGUUAGCCCAGUGUCAGCUGCAGACCUCCGCAGGCACAAACAAGCCCAGUGUCGCAACCUCCCCGACUGGCAUCAGCCUCCUCAGGAGCCCCCUGACGGUCCGGGCCUUGGCCCCCGUCAAUGUCGCCCCGGGAACGCAAGUGAUGAGGCUCACCGUACCGACACAGACGCAACAACAGACGCUAGUGGUUUCACAGCCAGGAAGCGGGGCAGGGGUUGUGACAGUAUCAACAGCUAAUCAGACGGUGACAACACAGCCUCGACUCAUAAGCGGCGUCAUUAAUGGCUCAGAGCUGGUCAUAGGAGCACCAGCAGGCGGAGCAGUGGAGAAGCUGAAGGCUGCAGGAGUCCAGGUCCAAGCUGUGCAAGUUCCGGUGAAAGUCCAGCAGAACCAGAUGAACCCCGAAAUUGUCCAGAAUGUCCAGUCAGAGGCUGUGGACGCUGAGGUGGUUAUCAAACUGGAAACACCUGAUGUGUCAAUAAAGACAGAAGAGCCUGAGUGUUGAAAUGCACACACCUCCCAAUAUCCAUCCUUUCCCUCACUGCCAGAAAGGGUUAGUCUGUACAUGUCUGGCAUCAUUUUUACUCUUGUAAUAACCAGCAGCAGUCUGUGAGACUUAAGAGACUCCUGAAGGCCAGUUUUUAGUCCUGCACCUGCCCUCACAUCCUCCCUGUUGCUGCCUAGAACUGAACUGAACUAAGCCCGUCUCCCUCAGAACCACACUGAAACCUCUCAGAGUGUUGUGUACUCUGCAACAAAGGAAUCCACACAGACUUUAACUGAACCUGUUGGGAAGGGUGAAGGGACCAACCUUGAUCACUACAAUUCAUGCCUUCUGAACGGAUCGCUAUCACUGACUCAAAAUGGAGAGAACAUUGAAAAUACAAAAAGCUGAAACACUACAGAAAGAGGCGUAUAAUUACAACUAACCAAAAUGUGAACUCUUGAAUAAAACAAAAAAAAGACAUGAUGGGUGGGUGGGUGGGUUUAACAAGGUUUUUGUAGAGACCAUUUGUUGAUAAUUUUGCCUCGACAGAAGCUAAAACCAGCAACUUAUCCUUUUCUUUUUUAUACUUGCAUCACUGUGCAGAUCAAGUGUGGCUGGUGCUACGUAGAUCCUAAAUGAGUGAGAGAAAGAGAGAUGAAAGUGGAGCUGCGAGAUGCUGUAAGAAGGACCGAUAUCAGACGGACAGAAUAUGGUCAUGUAUGUACAUAUAUAAAUAUAUUAUCUACUAUACAGUUUACGGAGCUAAAGUUAACAGAACAGCCUUAGAUUUUAAUUUUGACUUUCUUUUUCUUGUAUUGUCUGAACAGUAAACGGGCGUCGUUUUUGUGUUUUGAUACCUUGUACCAAGCACAGUAUUAUUGAAAAUAUGGGAAUUAAUAUUAGUAUUAUUAGUUCCUUUGUCAAGCUGUUCAAUGCUUAUAGAUUGACUCCUACUGAAGAAACAGCGACAUGUUGUAGAUCAGUGGCCAGAUUGCUUGCAGUGUGUCCUCCAGCGUCUAGGAAAAUCUCUAGAGUUGAAUUUCAGAUUUAUUUGACAAAAGGAUCUUGGUUAUUAUGCAGUUCUUUUAAUUUUUGACAGAUGUUUGAUCUUUUCACAUCCCUACACAGUUUGGCUGUGUGGAAAUGCAAAGAAAUGUUACCCCCGAGCUGAUGCAUGAGUUCGUAGCUGUGCCAUGUCUUUAAAAAAAAAAGUCCAAAUAGAAAAAGGAAUGUAUGUAAAGUCUGAUCAUUAUUUUUAAUUAUUACAAGAGAGGCAUUGGAAAUCACGUUUAAUCAAGUUUAUGCAUAAUGGCUGUGAGAAAUAUCAAACCACUGUGGAUCCCAGGUCACUUUACUUCUGGUUUAAAACAGAGGCUCAAUUUGCCAGCAAAGUUUUCUUUUGUUUUAUUGCCAUUUUGGCCCUACUCGUAUACAUUUUUUUUAAUCUAAAAAGAGGUAAAACAGAAAGAAAGGUGUUUGUGUUCAGACCGAACUGUUUGUAUAUUCAACAUUUGAAGUAUAUUCUAUUUUGCUGUACUCUUGUUUCAAAGUGUAUUAGAUUUUACUGAAAUAUAAAAAGACAUUUGAAACCUG
Molecule: messenger RNA, 5482 nt
Organism: Scatophagus argus
Lineage: Eukaryota; Metazoa; Chordata; Actinopteri; Scatophagidae
Gene: elf2b
Product: E74-like factor 2b (ets domain transcription factor)
Exons: 10
Coding region: 1802-3907 (701 amino acids)
Biological process (GO): cell differentiation; regulation of transcription by RNA polymerase II
Cellular component (GO): nucleus
Molecular function (GO): sequence-specific DNA binding; DNA-binding transcription factor activity, RNA polymerase II-specific
Source: RefSeq, a predicted model, not a curated record